AUGACAACAGAGUGGGCGGUCGAUGUGACAUACGAGACUUGGAAGGAAGUCCCUGCUGCUCAGAAGGAUUCGAUAUGGAAGGAUAUUCAGGCUGAAUUUGAUAUUCCUGAAGCUUCUAACGGUAGGACAAAGAAGAAAGUACUUCAGACUGUCAACGAGCGGUGGAGACAGUUUAAAUAUGAUUUGACGAGGAAAUGGACACUUGCAGCUGACAAGGACAGUGUGGACGACACUGUGAAAAAUACAGCAUUAGUAAGGAGAAAUGGGCUCAGUUUUCACUACUACAAAAAGAGCCAGAAAACUGCUACUUCUCGACCCACUUUUGAAGUUCAAAACUUAAACCCUAGUUGUCUCUCUCUCUUUCUUCUGCAUCUUCAACCUUGGCAAGGGAAGCCACAGCUGGUGAGCAACAUCAAUGCCUGCACUGCCGUCGCCGACGUCGUCCGCACCACCCUCGACCCUCGCGGCAUGGACAAGCUCAUCCACGACGACAAGGGAACCGUCACCAUCUCCAACGACGGCGCCACCAUCAUGAAGCUCCUCGACAUCGUCCACCCCGCUGCAAAAAUCCUCGCCGACAUCGCCAAGUCUCAGGACUCCGAGGUGUGGAUUUGGAUGAAAGUGGUGUGUGACUGAAAAUGCGGGGGGUCCCGUGACUGGGCCUGUCCACAGUGCAGUUCUAUGAUCUUGUGAGAGGUAAUAGAAGUUACUGGUGUCUGGUUAUGUUAUGUUGUUAAGGUACGUGAUUGAAAUAAAAGUUCUACUUAUAUA
Molecule: messenger RNA, 771 nt
Organism: Glycine soja
Lineage: Eukaryota; Viridiplantae; Streptophyta; Magnoliopsida; Fabales; Fabaceae
Exons: 5
Coding region: 1-636 (211 amino acids)
Biological process (GO): protein folding
Cellular component (GO): chaperonin-containing T-complex
Molecular function (GO): ATP hydrolysis activity; ATP binding; ATP-dependent protein folding chaperone
Source: RefSeq, a predicted model, not a curated record